CCAAAACCAAAUCACUGACAUAAUAACAAAACAAUGGAGAAGAAGAAAGGAAAGGGAGUCGAAAGCUCAAAGUUGAACGUUGCCAUCAUUCAUCCCGAUCUUGGAAUAGGUGGAGCUGAAAGGUUAAUUGUUGAUGCAGCUGUCGAGCUUGUAUCCCAUGGGCACAAUGUUCAUAUUUUUACAGCUCACCAUGACAAGACUCGUUGUUUUGAGGAGACUCUCACAGGUGGUUUUCCAGUUACAGUAUAUGGUGCUUUCCUACCCCGCCAUAUUUUCUAUCGGUUUCAUGCAGUGUGUGCAUAUUUGCGGUGUAUCUUUGUCACUGUCUGCAUGCUACUCUUUUGGCCCUCUUUCGAUGUUAUAUUGGCAGACCAGGUCUCCAUUGUCAUUCCCUUGUUGAGAAUUAAAAAGUCCAUGAAGGUUGUAUUCUAUUGCCAUUUUCCUGAUCAGUUGCUGGCGCAGCAUACAACUGCUCUUAGGAGGAUAUAUCGGAAGCCGAUUGACAUGGUUGAAGAAUCAACUACUGGGAUGGCAGAUCUGAUUCUUGUUAACAGCCGAUUUACUGCCUCCACUUUUGCCAAUACAUUUAAGACUCUUGAUGCCCGAGGGUUUCGACCAGCUGUUCUUCACCCAGCAGUCAAUGUGGAGCAGUUUGAUGAACCCUAUGCUUACAACUUGAAUUUUCUCUCUAUCAAUCGUUUUGAAAGAAAAAAGAACAUUGGUUUAGCAAUUUCGGCAUUUGCAAUGCUUCACGCUCAUGAAAGAGAUGUUCUUCAAGGUCGUAACUUGGUCAAGGUUUCCCUGACUAUUGCAGGUGGCUUUGAUAAACGCCUCAAGGAGAACGUAGAGUACUUGGAAGAACUUAAAAGCUUAGCAGAAAGGGAAGGAGUCUCUGACCGGGUUAGCUUCAUCACAUCCUGCUCGACAGCAGAAAGGAAUUGUCUCCUCUCCCAGUGCCUAUGUGUCCUCUACACUCCAAAGGAUGAACACUUUGGCAUUGUUCCCUUGGAGGCAAUGGCAGCCCAAAAACCUGUUAUUGCAUGCAAUAGUGGGGGCCCUGUGGAGACUAUUAAGGAUGGCAUCACAGGGUUCCUUUGUGAUCCAACCCCACAGAAGUUCUCACUGGCUAUGGCCAGGUUCAUUAGUGAUCCCGAGCUGGCAGAGAAGAUGGGCAGAGAAGCUCGGCAACAUGUUAGUGAGUCAUUCUCUACCAAGAUUUUUGGCCUACGGUUGGAUCAAUUUAUUAUUAAUGUUGCCCAGGGUAAGAGCGACAAGGGGGUAAACUAAUUGCAUUAAUUGAUGAAGAGAGAAUAGCUUUGCCAUUUAGUCCAUCAGUGUGCAGUCAUUUAAGGUCCUGUUUUAUUACUCUUACAAGUUG
Telopea speciosissima is the source of this 1378-nucleotide messenger RNA. Its product is annotated as alpha-1,3/1,6-mannosyltransferase ALG2. The transcript has 11 exons. Bases 34 to 1287 code for a protein of 417 amino acids. Gene Ontology annotation, molecular function: alpha-1,3-mannosyltransferase activity; GDP-Man:Man(1)GlcNAc(2)-PP-Dol alpha-1,3-mannosyltransferase activity. The record is from RefSeq and is a predicted model, not a curated record. Lineage: Eukaryota; Viridiplantae; Streptophyta; Magnoliopsida; Proteales; Proteaceae.